UAUACCAUCAUACACACAAGAGAGUAUACUAUACUAUAUAUGCUUAAAUAUUAUUAUAUAUAGUGGCCAAAGUGAUAUAUAUGUAUAUUUUUAGUGGGAUUCUCAUUCUUAUUCCCACCACCACCAACCAAACACAUCAACUACAACAAACAUAGCAUAGUAUAUAUUAAUAAUAUUACUACUACAAAAACUACUACAUUACCAUUACCACCUAUUUCUCUUCCCAUUUAGAUUUUUCAUUUCUUCACAACUUUUUCUUUUUCUCUUUGCUUUGUGGGACCCUUUUCAUUGACCCAUCAUUUCAUUUUUAUUUGAUGUAUCACACACACACACAAACUCAUGAGUCAUGAAAGAUAUGAUAUAUAUUAAGAGUAAUUAUUGCCUUUUUCUUUCUUUAUUUCUUCUUCUUCUAACUCCAAUAUCCAUCCAUAUUGAUAUGAUAUGAUAUGAUUCCCCUUUCUCCUUUUGGAUUCAACACAAACAAGGUACUAAUUAAACAACAUGGCUGGGGGUACUGGACUACUACUUUCAAUAAAGCUCAACUUAAAAUGGCUUAUGCUAAUCCUGUUAUUAAAAACCACUUCUCAAUCAACAGAUCCUGAUGUGGAAGGUUUAGCUUUGUCUGAUUUGCUAAAGUCACUCAAUGAUUCCAAUGGUAGAAUAACAGAUUGGAGUCUCAACCUUGUGAGUCCAUGUUUCAGUUGGUCUCAUGUCACUUGCAUAGGUGCAAAUGUUGUAUCCUUGAGCUUGCCUUCAAUUGGAUUUACAGGAACUCUUUCACCAGCAAUUACUACACUCAAAUCUUUAGUUUCCUUAGACCUUCAGAACAACAGUUUGAGAGGUGGUUUACCUGAUUACCUUGCCAACUUGACUCAACUAAAGAUUCUUAAUCUUGCCAACAAUAGCUUCAGUGGCUCUAUACCUGUCACAUGGGCUCAACUUUCAAAUUUGGAACAUUUGGACCUUUCAUCUAAUGACUUAACAGGAAGCAUUCCCAUGCAACUCUAUUCCAUUCCCACUUUCAAUUUUACAGGAACACAUCUUGCUUGUGGCUCUAGUUUGGAGCAGCCUUGUGUUUCAAGUGAUCAUACUCAAGUUUCAACCAAGAAGGGAAAAGUUGGAGCUAUUCUAACUUCUGCAAGUUGUGUUGCUUUUAUACUUCUUUUCAUUGGAGCUUUGAUUGCAUAUCGAUACCACCUUCAUCAAAGCAAACUCAAACAAGAUGUGUUUGUUGAUGUAAAUGGUGAACAUGACUGCAAGAUCUCGUUAGGCCAGUUGAGAAGAUUUUCUUUUCGGGAAAUUCAGCUCGCUACAGACAACUUCAGCGAGAGCAAUGUAAUUGGACAAGGAGGAUUUGGGAAAGUGUAUAGAGGUCUUCUUCUAGACAACACUAAGGUUGCAGUGAAACGCCUUGCAGAUUGUUAUAGUCCCGGUGGGGAGGCUGCAUUCCUCAGAGAAGUUGAGCUCAUUAGUGUGGCGUGUCAUCGCAAUCUCUUGCAUUUGAUUGGGUUUUGUACAACCUCAAUUGAGAAAAUUCUUGUUUAUCCUUUUAUGCAAAAUCUGAGUGUUGCAUACCGCUUGAGAGAUUUGAAACCGGGUGAGAAAGGCUUGGAUUGGCCAACAAGGAAGCGUAUUGCGUUUGGUACAGCCAAUGGUUUGGAAUAUCUGCAUGAGCACUGCAAUCCAAGGAUCAUACAUAGAGACUUAAAGGCUGCAAACAUCUUGCUUGAUGAUGAUUUUGAACCUGUUCUUGGAGACUUUGGUCUGGCCAAGUUGGUUGAUAUAAAGAUGACUCAUGCCACCACUCAGGUCCGAGGCACAAUGGGUCAUAUUGCUCCAGAAUAUCUGUCCACUGGAAAAUCAUCAGAGAAGACAGAUGUUUUUGGUUAUGGCAUAACUCUUCUCGAGCUUGUCACUGGUCAGCGCGCCAUAGAUUUCUCGAGGCUUGAAGAGGAAGAGGAUGUUCUUCUCCUUGACCAUAUCAAGAAGUUGCAAAGAGAGAAUAGGCUGCAUGAUAUAGUGGAUGGAAACUUGAAAAGUUAUGACUUAAAAGAAGUUGAGACAAUCAUUCAAGUGGCUUUGCUCUGCACCCAGACAUCGCCCGAGGAUCGUCCAACAAUGUCUAAAGUUGUGAAAAUGAUGCAGGGAGUAGGGUUGGCUGAAAAAUGGGCUGAGUGGGAGCAACUUGAGCAUGUAAGAAAUCAAGAAUUCCCACUUCAUCCUCACCAAUUUCCUUGGUUGGAUGAAACCACACAUGAUCAAGAGGCUAUCCAGUUGUCCAAACCAAGAUAGAGGCUUUUCAUUAGUAUGUAAAUUCAUAGAGAGAAAGAACAAAAAAACAUAACUGACUAUGUGAGAUAGGGAAAACUAAAUGAAUGAAAUGAGAAAGAAAGGAAACUUUUAAGUCUGUAAUCUGCAUAUAUAAGUCUUACAGCCUUGUUAUAUAUAUACAUGCAGCUAACUGUUGCUCUAGUCUAGUUAAUGUGUUUGCCUAUGGUUAUUUUUGAUC
Molecule: messenger RNA, 2509 nt
Organism: Cannabis sativa
Lineage: Eukaryota; Viridiplantae; Streptophyta; Magnoliopsida; Rosales; Cannabaceae
Product: probable LRR receptor-like serine/threonine-protein kinase At5g63710
Exons: 11
Coding region: 502-2292 (596 amino acids)
Biological process (GO): protein phosphorylation
Molecular function (GO): ATP binding; protein binding; protein kinase activity
Source: RefSeq, a predicted model, not a curated record